GUUCCCCACAAACACAGUGGAUGGAGUGAAGCGUUAAUUUAAACGACUCGUUCACGAGCUGCCCACCACUACAAUAUUGGUGUUCUGUGCUGCGGAGGUUAUAUCACAGAACAGAACACGCGGGAAUACGUUUUGCAAUGGCAGCUCUUGACUUUUAUGGUAUACCAGGGAGUCCACCCUGCAGAACAGUUAAGAUGGUAGCUGCUGCCAUUGGUGUGAAACUUAACAGCAAGUUUGUAGACCUUGAUGCUGAAGAACAUCUGAAGCCUGAGUUUCUGAAAAUGAAUCCCCAACAUACGAUUCCUACAAUAGAUGACAAUGGUUUUUAUCUUUGGGAGAGCCGUGCUAUAGCUGCUUACUUAGUGGACCAGUAUGCCAAAGAUGAUUCUCUGUAUCCCAAGGAUGCUAAGAAGAGAGCUCUUGUGAAUCAGAGGCUUUUCUUUGAUCUUUCAACACUUUAUGAUGCCUUUGCUGAUUAUUAUUACCCAGUAUUGUUUUAUGGAGCACCAAAGUUUGAUCCAGAAAAGUUUAAGAAAAUAGAACAAGCCUAUGAUUUCCUAAAUACUUUCCUCGAAGGAAAGGAAUGGGUGGCUGGAACGUCUAUGACUAUUGCUGAUUAUUCCAUGGUAUCUUCAGUUGGCACAGCAGAAGCUGUUGGUUUUGACUACAAGAAAUAUUCUAAUGUUCUUGCUUGGUUUGAAAGAGCAAAGAAGGCAAUAAAGUCAUAUGAUGAGAUUUAUCAUCCAGAUGCCAUGGUGUUUAAGAAGUGGUAUGACGACGCAGGUGCUGGUGACAAAAAAUAGUCCUAUGUAUUUCAAAUAGUCCUAGCUAUUUUGUCUUCAGACUAUCUCAUAGGACUUCCUCUUUGUAUUAGAAAAAAAUGUUUAAUAUGUACAAAUAAAUCAGUUAAUUCAAACUGUGCAUGAUAACAUUUCUCAAAAUACUUGAAAUUUAUUCUGAAUGUAUAUCCAGUAAACUAAAUGAUCUGCUAUUUUUGAUUGAAAUAUUUUCCAUUAGCACUUAUAUGCACAAGAAAAAAGUACAUAGUUUACGACCAGUGGUUCAACUUCGCGAGGUAAUUUAAUGAUGCAAAAUGAUAUUUUGGAAGAGUCAUUGAGAUUUUAUUAUUACUAUUUCUACAAUUACGUGAACUGUCACAGUAACAGGUUAUAAUUUUCAUUGUAUGAAAUUAUAUACCUCAUAUGUAAAUUGAAGCUGGAUGGG
Molecule: messenger RNA, 1224 nt
Organism: Schistocerca cancellata (South American locust)
Lineage: Eukaryota; Metazoa; Arthropoda; Insecta; Orthoptera; Acrididae
Product: glutathione S-transferase 1-1-like
Exons: 5
Coding region: 138-803 (221 amino acids)
Biological process (GO): glutathione metabolic process
Molecular function (GO): glutathione transferase activity
Source: RefSeq, a predicted model, not a curated record